CCACCACCACCACCACCACUCCCCUACUCCUCUCAUAUCUCCUCCUCCUUCUCCCAUCCCCAUCUCUGAUCUUCAAUAACAAACACCACUCCCCCCAUAACGCUCCAAAUCACCCACCACCCCCAAAAACAGAAAAACAGAAAAACAGAAAAACAAUGGCCACCUCGAGCCUCUUCUCCGCCUCGCCCUCCUCCAUCUCCUUCCACGGCCUCCGCCGCGUCCCCACCUCCGCCGCCCCCAGAUCCCACUCCCUCUCCCUGGCCAAGCCGGGCCGCCCGAAGGGCGCCGGUUCGGUCCGCGCGGAGCUGAACCCGGCGCUGGUGAUCAGCCUGAGCACGGGGCUCUCCCUCUUCCUGGGCCGCUUCGUCUUCUUCAACUUCCAGCGCGAGAACGUCGCGAAGCAGGUCCCGCAGCAGAACGGCCAGACCCACUUCGAGGCAGGGGACGUCCGCGCCAAGGAGUUCUCGAGCCUCCUCAAAUCCAACGACCCCGUCGGCUUCAACAUCGUCGACGUCUUAGCCUGGGGCUCCAUCGGCCACAUCGUCGCCUACUACAUCCUCGCCACCUCCAGCAACGGAUACGAUCCCAAGUUCUUCGAAUGAACGAACGUCUCAUUUAAUUAAAUUAAUCAAUGCAAUGGGGGUGGGUGGGUUGGUUUGGGUGUAUAGGAAGAAGGAAGGUUUUAAUUAAGAUCCCGUAAGAUGAGGAAUGUUUGUACCUGGGAUCGAUGGUGGUGGUUUCUUUUUUUAUCAAUGCAAAAAAAACAAAAAAAAAAAAAAAUCCAAAUGGCUUUUCUCAAGUCAUGAACUUAAUUA
Ananas comosus (pineapple) is the source of this 815-nucleotide messenger RNA. RefSeq names its product photosystem I reaction center subunit V, chloroplastic. Gene Ontology annotation, cellular component: photosystem I; chloroplast thylakoid membrane. The record is from RefSeq and is a predicted model, not a curated record. NCBI's taxonomy places the organism in Eukaryota, Viridiplantae, Streptophyta, Magnoliopsida, Poales, Bromeliaceae. Gene Ontology annotation, biological process: photosynthesis.